Naegleria gruberi is the source of this 492-nucleotide messenger RNA. RefSeq lists its product as uncharacterized. Gene Ontology annotation, biological process: innate immune response. The transcript is spliced from 6 exons. Gene Ontology annotation, molecular function: protein binding. Bases 1 to 492 code for a protein of 163 amino acids. The record is from RefSeq and is a predicted model, not a curated record. NCBI's taxonomy places the organism in Eukaryota, Heterolobosea, Eutetramitea, Acrasida, Naegleriidae. Gene Ontology annotation, cellular component: cytoplasm.
AUGGCACAAAAUAAUCCAACGAGAGAAUUAUAUGAAGCCGCUACUAAGGGAGAUUUUUUUGCAGUGAAAAGAUUAGUGGAGGGUAGUAUUGCUGAUGUUAAUGCUUACUCACAAGUAGGAUUAAUAGAAACUGAGUGGACACCUCUAUUUUCAGCAGCUUUUAAAGGAAAUAAGGAUAUUGUAAAUUAUUUAAUAACUAGGACUUCUAUUAAUUUAGAUAUAGGAGAUUGGAAUCCACUUCAUGGAGCUUCAUCAAAGGGUAAUUCAGAAAUCAUUCCAAUAUUAGUGAAAGCAGGAAUUAAUGUUAAUAGUACAAGUUAUUUUAAUGAUACACCACUUCAUAUUGCAGCAUAUUUUGGUAGAAGUAAUAGUAUUGAAGAAUUAAUUAAAUUAGGAGCUGAUAAAACAUUAAAGAAUAGUAAAGGACAAACACCACUUGAAGUUGCAGAAAUGAGAGGUCAUCCAACAAAAUUUUUACAACUUUUAAAAUAA